AUGCACUCUUACGCCCCCUUUGAGGCAUAUCGUCUCCCUCCGUUAGAUCAUCUGGCCCCGCAUCUUUAUAUGACUUGUUCGGCAUCCUUUCCGCUUCAGGACACCGCGAAGGGCAUCUCAGCACUUGAGGAAGGGGUCCACCACCUAGUGAACAAUUUCCCAUUCCUCAGCGGAAAUAUCGUCUCGACGAACCCCGCGGGAAAGGUGAACGUGCGAGAGGUCCGCCCCAGCAAUGCCCAAAGGCUAAAUGCUUGUCCGAUGCUCUCUAAGAAAGCCCACCCACAGAGCAUAUCAUGUCUUCGGGACCCAGAAUUCUCCCACGAUAAUUUCUCGGCUCUACCAAAUGUGUUGAAAGAUGAUUACAAUCCAUUGAUUCGGUUCCAGGCUAACGAAAUGCGUGAUGGAAUUAUAUUAACCACGUUCUUUUCUCACGCUGCGAUUGACGCAGUAGGGUUCUCUAAUAUCCUAAGUGCACUUGCUUCGUUCUGCCAGUCUAGGCCAAAUCCUGCACUUCUCAGUUCAUCCAAAGAACAGGAGCGCGCAAGACGCAGAAUUCAUGCCAUUGAACAAGGGAUUAUGGCAGUCUCGAAUGAAAAGGGGUAUGGGUCUAAUUUUGAGUUAAGCUCAAAAUGUACUGGUCGGAAACUAGUAUUCCAGACGACCAAACUGGAACAUUUGAGAGAGAUGUGCCAAAACUAUCACGAAUGGAUAUCAGACCAAAACAGCGAAGCCGAACCGGUAUCCCUCAACGAUGUGGCGUCUGGUAUUAUUUGGCUGUGCGUGGUGCGAGCGCGCGCGAAAGCAAAUGGUCCGUCGUUCUCAACAACUCAGCCUUCUUUCAUGGCAAUGGCACGAGAUAUCCGGCUCAUGCUCGGCGGUUUGAUCCCUAGGGAUUACCUGGGAAAUGCACUGGUAUUUCCUUCUACGUCAUACCCAGUCUCGGCAAUGCUGGAGAAAGCGUCAAGCAUAUUUGGCCCAGUCAUCGAUUUAGCCUUUCGUGCUCAAAAGACACGCAAGAGUGUCGAUGAUGACCACGUCAGAUCUAUUAUCGGCCAUGUCCAAGCCAGUCAUGAUUGGGGAUCUUUCGGAUUAAAAUUACCGGAGGUGGGCUUUAGCAACCUCCGGCAUACCAACUUCUACGGAAUGAAUUUUGGACCGAAUCUGGGAUAUAUGGACCGCUUUGAGGUGUCUGCUCCUCAAGCUGCUGGACUAUGCUGGUUUUUGCCAGCACGUACUGCUAAGGAAGGACCGUCGUCUCCAUGGGAGCUAUGCCUCGUGCUUGAAGAAGAUGCUUGGGCGUAUCUUGAAGCGGACCCAUUGAUUCAGUGGGUGUCAGGAGAAGCAUCCCAAUAUAUUUGCGAGUUCAUGGCCGUCCACAAAGGAGAGAAGGCAAAACGUGCCAAGUUUUCUCCACCUCCGGACCCUCCAUACGUAGAUUUCCCAUUAUGCGCGGUGUGCCAAUGCGACUUCGUCGCAAACACUCCCUACGGCUACAGGCUAUACGACUGUAAACCUAGCCAAGACGCUCCCUACGGAUACUGGCUAUACGACUAUAAUCCUAGCCCAGGUCUAUAUCCAGCGACUGAUGUUGAGAACAUGAUAUUCUGGGACGUCUCCGAACGCUGGACUCUCUACCGAAUGAGUACUGUGACAUACCUUGAUCCAAGCCACAUUUGAGAGACACGAUGCUAACACCCAUGCCUCCGUAGUCGUCUUCAAUACCCAAACUCGCCAGUACCACCUCACAGGAAUUGCCCAAUGGAACAAAAAAGAAUAUGACCGGUUUACAGUCCCC
Messenger RNA from Aspergillus steynii IBT 23096, 1795 nucleotides. RefSeq lists its product as uncharacterized. The coding region runs from base 1 to 1677 and encodes 558 amino acids. Gene Ontology annotation, molecular function: acyltransferase activity, transferring groups other than amino-acyl groups. The transcript has 2 exons. The record is from RefSeq and is a predicted model, not a curated record. Lineage: Eukaryota; Fungi; Ascomycota; Eurotiomycetes; Eurotiales; Aspergillaceae.